ACAUGUCUGCACUCAGGCAAAACUCUGAUGAUGAACAAGUGUGUACUGAGGACAUUGAUGAAGAUGAAAUCCUGGCAAACCUGUCCCCUGAGGAGCUAAAGGAGCUGCAGUGUGAGAUGGAAGUUAUGGCCCCAGACCCCAAAGUCCCAACUGGGAUGAUACAGAGGGAUCAGACGGAGAAACCGCCAACGGGAAGCUUUGACCACAGGUCCCUGGUUGACUACCUGUACUGGCAGAAGGCAUCCAGACGCAUGCUUGAGGAUGAGAGAGUUCCUGUCACCCUCUUGCCCUCUGAGAGAAGCGCUGCAGAAGAGGUGGAAGGAGAGGAUGGAGGCAGCAGCAGGAGGGUGCCAGGAGCAGAGGGACAAGAGAGACAUUACAAAAAUGAGCACUUGUCCAACUCGGGAACACAAUCUUGGGAGACAAAGAGGGAUGGGAGUGAUGUGGAGAGAGAGAAGGAGGAAGAGGAUGAAGAAGAGGAGGAAGAUGAUGAUGAAGAGGAGGAGGAGGAAGAGGAUGAAGAGGAAGAUGAGACCGAAUUGGAAACAAAGGAGACUCACACCAGUGAGAACAGUCACAGUAAUCAGAUAAGUAAGAAACCAGGCACAGAAUCAGGAGAAGGCACAGAAAAGCCAAGUGAAAAGAAGAUAUCAAAAUUAAACAUCCCCCAAAAGUUAGCUCUGGAUACCAGCUUCAUGAAGAUAAGUGCCAGGCCUUCAGGAAACCAAACCAAUUUAGAAGAUAGUCUGGAGAAAGUCCGAAAAAACAACCCAGACAUGAAAGAGCUCAACCUGAACAACAUAGAAAACAUCCCCAAAGAAAUGCUGAUAGACUUUGUCAAUGCCAUGAAAAAGAAUAAGAACAUAAAAACAUUCAGCUUGGCCAACGUGGGGGCUGACGACAACGUGGCUUUCGCACUGGCCAACAUGCUGCGGGAGAACAGGAGCAUCACCACGCUGAACAUCGAUUCCAACUUCAUCUCUGGCAAAGGGAUCGUUGCCAUCAUGAGGUGCCUGCAGUACAACGAGACGCUGACGGAGCUCCGCUUUCACAACCAGAGGAGCAUGCUGGGCCACCAGGCAGAAAUGGAGAUCGCCAGGCUGCUGAAAGCCAACGCCACCCUCCUCAAAAUGGGGUAUCACUUCGAGCUGCCGGGGCCCAGGAUGGUGGUGACCAACCUGCUCAGCAGAAACCUGGACAAGCAGAGGCAAAAGAGGCAAGAAGAGCAAAGGCAGCAGCAAAUGAAAGAGCAGAGAGAGUUGAUAGCGGUGCUGGAAAAUGGACUUGGGUUGCCUCCGGGAAUGUGGGAGAUGCUGGGGGGACCACUGCCGCAGCUGAGGAUGCAAGAACCCCCGCAAGCCCCGAAACCAUCCGACCCCAUGGCUAUGUCUCUGAACAAAAGGCAGGAGAGCACGAGGCAGCCAGCCCCCGAGCAGCCACGCAGGGAGAAGCCUGUUGAAUUCAGAGUGGUCAAGCUGAAGAAGAUUCAGCGCAAGCCUGCUGUGCCGGACUAUGUGGAACCCACCGAGAAAACCAACCUCAAAGACGUCAUCAAAACGCUUAAACCAGUCCCCAGGAGAAGGCCACCUCCCCUGGUGGAAAUAACCCCAAGAGAUCAGCUGCUAAAUGACAUUCGUCAGAGCAACGUCGCCUAUCUUAAACCGGUGCCUCUGCCAAAGCAGCUGGAGUGAGAGACCAGAUUGCCCUGAAGAAAACAAACUGGAAUAAAGACUAUUCAAGUUUUGCUUACAACUGUUUCAGCAGAUGUUUUCUGCAGAACCCAGGUGGUAUAUAUGACUCUUUGGGAACAAAGCUUGUGAUACAUAACUUUCUAAGUGUGGUGAAAAUGGCUGGCAUGGGAAAAGUCAGUGCUAAGCAUUUCCAUCAGGUAUCAAACAAUCCCAGUGCCAUCUGUCUGUCAAGUGGAUUUGAGGCUCCAGUUUGUUGUGGGAGUAUUUUCUCAGAGGCAUCAAUAACCUUGUCUUUCUAGAUUGUCAGCAAACUGUUUUGCUUCCACGUUGUCCUGCUGCCAGAUUCUGCAGGAAUAUGCUGUGUGCUUCAUCUUAUCUUUCUUUUCACAGACUUGCUCCUUUAUUAUUCUCUUGUCCGUGAGAAAUGUUAUUUGGUUUCCAUGUAUACAGCUCCAUUUUUUAGUUAAGGAAACAGGAAUGAAAUAAAGCUCUCUGUAAGA
Molecule: messenger RNA, 2191 nt
Organism: Pezoporus occidentalis (night parrot)
Lineage: Eukaryota; Metazoa; Chordata; Aves; Psittaciformes; Psittacidae
Gene: LMOD3
Product: leiomodin 3
Exons: 3
Coding region: 3-1691 (562 amino acids)
Biological process (GO): myofibril assembly; muscle contraction; actin filament organization
Cellular component (GO): striated muscle thin filament; myofibril; cytoskeleton
Molecular function (GO): tropomyosin binding; actin binding
Source: RefSeq, a predicted model, not a curated record